GGGCGCCGGGCGCGGGCGGCGCCCGUGGCCGGAGCGGCUUCGCGGGCGCAGGUCUCGCUUAUCAGCACGUCGUUCGUGCUCAAGGGGGACGCGACGCACAACCAGGCGAUGGUGCACUGGACGGGCGAGAACAGCAGCGUGAUCUUGAUCCUGACGAAGUAUUACCAUGCAGACAUGGGGAAGGUUCUGGAAAGUUCUCUGUGGCGGUCCUCGGACUUCGGGACGUCCUACACCAAGCUCACGCUCCAGCCCGGUGUCACCACGGUCAUCGACAACUUCUACAUUUGCCCGACGAACAAGAGAAAGAUCGUCCUGGUGAGCUCCUCGCUCAGCGACCGGGACCAGAGUCUGUUCCUCAGCACAGACGAGGGGGCCACCUUCCAGAAGCAGCUCAUCCCCUUCUCGGUGGAAACGCUGAUUUUCCACCCCAAGGAGGAGGACAAGGUCCUGGCCUACACCAAGGAGAGCAAGCCGGACUGCCACCUCCACCUCCACCUGCGAUGGGCAGACAACCCCUACGUGUCAGGCACCGUGCACACCAAAGACACUGCCCCGGGCCUCAUCAUGGGUGCAGGUAACCUGGGCUCACAGCUGGUGGAAUAUAAGGAAGAAAUGUACAUCACGUCAGACUGCGGCCAUACCUGGCGGCAGGUGUUCGAGGAAGAGCACCAUGUCCUCUACCUGGACCACGGUGGCGUGAUCGCAGCUAUCAAGGACACCUCCAUCCCCUUGAAGAUCCUCAAGUUCAGUGUGGACGAGGGCCUUACCUGGAGCACACACAACUUCACCAGCACCUCCGUGUUUGUGGACGGGCUGCUGAGUGAGCCGGGGGACGAGACGCUGGUCAUGACCGUCUUCGGCCACAUCAGCUUCCGGUCCGACUGGGAGCUGGUCAAGGUGGACUUCCGGCCCUCAUUCUCCAGGCCAUGCAGGGAGGAGGACUACGGCUCCUGGGACCUCACCGACCUGAAGGGCGACCGCUGCAUCAUGGGCCAGCAGAGAAGUUUCCGGAAGAGAAAGUCCACGUCCUGGUGCAUCAAGGGACGGAGCUUCACGUCGGCGCUCGAGUCCCGGGUGUGCAGGUGCCGGGAGUCAGACUUCCUCUGUGACUACGGAUUUGAGCGCUCCCCCUCCUCAGAGUCUGAUGCCAGCAAGUGCUUUGCCAGCUUCUGGUUUAACCCCCUGUCCCCGCCAGACGACUGUGUCCUGGGCCAGACCUACAGCAGCAGCCUUGGGUACCGGAAGGUGGUGUCCAACGUGUGUGAGGGCGGCGUGGACCCUCGGCAGAGCCCCUCGCAGCUGCAGUGCCCGCUCACGCCGCCCCGGGGCCUGCAGGUCAGCAUCCGCGGCGAGGCGGUGGCCGUGCGGCCCAGAGAGGACGUCCUGUUCGUGGUGCGGCAGGAGCAGGUGGUUUGGAGCAGAAUCAUCUAA
Molecule: messenger RNA, 1431 nt
Organism: Leptonychotes weddellii (Weddell seal)
Lineage: Eukaryota; Metazoa; Chordata; Mammalia; Carnivora; Phocidae
Source: RefSeq, a predicted model, not a curated record